Diabrotica virgifera virgifera (western corn rootworm) is the source of this 1396-nucleotide messenger RNA. RefSeq lists its product as uncharacterized. NCBI's taxonomy places the organism in Eukaryota, Metazoa, Arthropoda, Insecta, Coleoptera, Chrysomelidae. Gene Ontology annotation, cellular component: extracellular matrix. The transcript has 2 exons. The coding region runs from base 26 to 1123 and encodes 365 amino acids. The record is from RefSeq and is a predicted model, not a curated record.
AGUAGGUAGUGCACGAGUGAGUGAUAUGGCGUACAAGAUAUUUUUAUUUAGUUGUCUCAUAGCUGCUGGCAGCGCUGGCAGUGUCCAACUGCAGACCUCUGCACCAGCUGUAGGCCCUUCUCCUCAGAUCCAUAUCACCGCUACACCUGCCGUUCAAUAUUCUGCUCAGGUCCCUCAUCAAGGAGCUGUGAUUAUUCAACAAGCACCAUCUUUACUUCAAAAUGCCGCUCUAAUCCUUUCACAAGCUGCUCCAAUAUUACAAGCACCACAAUUGAUCCAUCAAACACCACAAUUGGUUCAUCAAGCACCACAAUUGGUUCAUCCAGCACCACAAUUAGUUCAACAAGCAGCGCCAUACAUCCAACAAGCUGCGCCGUACAUCCAGCAAUCUGCACCAAUAUAUCAGCAACCGGCUCCAGUUCUUCAACAACACAAUCCAUUUCUGCAAUACGCAGUACGAAUAGCUGUUCCAACGGCUCAGUAUGCUCAAAACCCCCCGCCUCCACAGCCUGCAAUUCAGUACGCACCCCAGGAAGUGCAAAUAUCUCAAAAACAAAUUCAACAAGAAUCACCUGUACCGAUUCUUCAAUAUUCUGCCCAACUACAAGCGCCAACUCCAUUUCAAAUAACUCGCAAUCCUGUACAGAUUAUAGCUAAAGCAGUUCCACAAUUUACACCCUCAGUUCAAUAUGCGGAACAAGACACUGGCUCAGUUGAAGAUUCAGAUAUAGUAGACCAGUACGACGAACCUUCUCCAGAAGCGUUAGCACCUAUAGUUGCAGCUCCUGAAGCUCCAGCUCCUGUACACUAUGCCCCAAUUGUCAAAGCAGCUAAAGUGACGAAGGUUAAGAAACCCGAUCAUUUCGACCACAAUCCUGAGUAUAGCUAUGGAUAUGACAUUGAGGAUGGACAAACGGGAGAUAGUAAGAGACAGAAUGAGCAAAGGCAAGGAGAUGUGGUUCAGGGUAGUUAUUCUGUAGUGGAUCCAGAUGGUCAUAAAAGAACAGUAGAAUACACUGCGGAUCCAAUUCAUGGUUUUAGCGCAGUUGUUAGAAGGGAACCGGUUAAUAUUAAAAGUUCGAGACCUGUGAGACGUAGUAGGAAGUAUAAAACAAGAGAGUGAAAUAAAAGUUACCAAAGUUUGUAGGAAUAUAUUGUGAUAUUAAAAAAGUGGUGAUUUUUUAAGGUAGACCAUAUUAUAUAUCGAAUUGGUACAAAGGUGUAAUAGAUAUUCAUGGUGGCCUAAAAACACUUUGAAACUUAAAACGUCUAUAGGUUAUAGGUCUAGUCAAUAAAUAAAUGUAUACAAAAUGUACAUAAUAUAGGUGUGUCAUAAAAUUUCUUAUUUUCAAAUAUAAAUUAUUUUGAAUCAAAGUAAUAAAAUAAUACUUAAAUA